Messenger RNA from Aphis gossypii (cotton aphid), 1949 nucleotides. RefSeq names its product XK-related protein 6. NCBI's taxonomy places the organism in Eukaryota, Metazoa, Arthropoda, Insecta, Hemiptera, Aphididae. Bases 243 to 1550 code for a protein of 435 amino acids. The record is from RefSeq and is a predicted model, not a curated record. Gene Ontology annotation, cellular component: plasma membrane. Gene Ontology annotation, biological process: engulfment of apoptotic cell; phosphatidylserine exposure on apoptotic cell surface; apoptotic process involved in development. The transcript has 5 exons.
UUUCAUUAUUUUUAUCAAGACAAAAUACCUAGAUCUAUUUUGUCAUGAUUUUUAUAGUAGUUUUUCCUAAAAAAUCAAAUAUGUCAUCAAUCAUAAUAUGAAAUACAGAUUACUAAAUAGCUAAGCUGUAUCUAGUGACUGUUUAACACUAACUAAUAUAUAAUUUAGUAUCAAACUACUUACUUAAUUAAUGUACACUUAAAUGUAAAAUUUAUCACUUAUAGUGAUGUGCCUGGAACUUGAUGAUUGGAGUCUUCUGGAUCAAAGGAAACAAUACAAUGGACAAAAAUCAAGAUGAUAUUAAUACUAAUAAAUAUCUGGUUCACAAAGUCGAUAGUAAUAGUUCUAAAUCUGGAUUGGAUGAACCAGAUGAGCUCCCCAAAGAUUUGAGUAUUUCAUACUGGGAUUUAAUUGUGUUGGUCUUAGCUAUUGUUGGCCAUGUUAUUGAUGUUUGUAUUGAUUUCAAUGUCGCAUAUCAGUAUUACAUAUAUGAAAAAAUUACUUAUUUUGUAUUGACAAUUAUUUUUAUAGCAGUUCCUUCCAUAGUAAACACUUAUAUGAGUUUAAAAAUUUAUUCUAUUCAAGAAGAUAUGCAAAGAACUACCCAAAAAUUGCUUUCAAAUCGAUUAUUAUUACCAUUUCUUUUAAUACUACAAAUGGCUCCUGUUUUAAGGUAUUAUGAUGUAUUGAAGUAUGCGUUGAAGUCACGUAGAGCUGCUCGUAAAGGAAAUUACGAUGAUCAGAAGAACUACUAUGUUUUAAUGGCUAAAGAGGACUCCUAUGUUUCAUUGUUGCGAAUUUUUGAAUGUUUUUUAGAAGCUGUCCCUCAACAAAUAUUGCAAAUAUGUAUAGUUCUGGUCGAGAAAAAACAUGGCUCUACUCUUCAAAUUGUCCAUCAAUCUGCAGCUAUUGCAAGUUCAACCAUAGGUAUUGCUUGGGCUAUGGCUUCAUAUCACAAAAAUGUAAGAAUUGCUUUUGAAAACCGAAAAAACAUAGGCAAUACAGGAACAGUAUUACAGUUUUUAUGGCACAUAAUGAUUACAGUAUCAAGAAUUUUGUCUAUUAGUUUAGCCGCUAUAGUGUGGCCACAGUCAACUGGUAUUUUUUGUAUGGUCCAUUGGCUAUUAAUGACAUUUUGGAUUUUUAAAUAUCAAAAUGUAACAUUUUGUAUUCCAUCAAACCGAUUUGAAGAAAGUAGAAUCAUGAGAUUUUUUUUUUCAACAAUACUUGGUCUUGUGUACAUAUUUACUUAUUUAUCACCCAGUGAAGGACAGGGGAAUUCAAAAAACCGUUACUUAGGGUAUUACGGAGUAUUCCUAGUAGAAAAUAUAGUUGCAGUAGUUAUUUGGGCUAACACAGGUACUGAUCAAAACCAAUGGUACUACUAUCAUCUGAUGAUUGGAUCGAUAGCACCAUUUUUUAUUGGAAUAUUGUUUAUGGUAAUAUAUUACAAAUUUUUCCAUCCUCAUACUACUUAUAAAUAUAAUAAUGCUGAACCAUAUACAAAUACCAAUAAUGUGAAUACGUCUAUUUCAGACAUUCUGGGAUAAAAUCAUUAUUGAUACUAAAUUAUCUGAUAAUUAAUAAAUUAUGGUAUGAUAAUGUAAUGUGUUAUAUUAAAUUAUUGAAAACUAUUUUAAAUAUUUUUAAGUUAUUUAAUUAUAUACAUAUAUUAUAAUAAUUAAGAUAACAAAUUUUUAGCAAAUUUCACAUUGGUGAUCUAGAGCCAGUAGGUUUUUGAAUUACGAUCAUAAGAUAAUGUUUAUCUGUAAACAAAAAAUGGUUGUGUACAUAAUUAUUUUAUAUUAUUUGUAAUCUCAUGCUCAUGUAAUAUUUAAGAUAAUUAUGUAUUAUUUACUUAAACUAAAUUGAUAUAAAGACUAAACAUAUUUUUAUACAUGUUUUUUAUGACUAAACUAUUUUAAUAAAUUAAUUACAAUAUCUAAGAA